This is a messenger RNA of Oryctolagus cuniculus (rabbit), 1704 nucleotides long. RefSeq names its product transforming growth factor beta receptor 2 (gene TGFBR2). Lineage: Eukaryota; Metazoa; Chordata; Mammalia; Lagomorpha; Leporidae. Gene Ontology annotation, biological process: protein phosphorylation; heart development; cell surface receptor protein serine/threonine kinase signaling pathway. Gene Ontology annotation, cellular component: signaling receptor complex; plasma membrane. Gene Ontology annotation, molecular function: ATP binding; metal ion binding; transforming growth factor beta receptor activity, type II. The record is from RefSeq and is marked provisional.
AUGGGUCGGGGGCUGCUCCGGGGCCUGUGGCCGCUGCACCUCGUCCUGUGGACGCGCAUCGCCAGCACGAUCCCGCCGCACGUUCAGAAGUCGGUUAAUAAUGACAUGAUGGUCACGGACAACAAUGGCGCCGUCAAGUUCCCACAACUGUGCAAGUUUUGCGAUGUGCGAUCUUCCACCUGUGACAACCAGAAGUCCUGCAUGAGCAACUGCAGCAUCACGUCCAUCUGUGAGAAGGCACACGAAGUCUGCGUGGCCGUCUGGAGGAAGAACGAUGAAAACAUAACCCUGGAGACUGUGUGUCACGACCCCAAGCUCGCCUACCAUGGAUUCCUUCUGGAAGAUUCUGCCUCUCCAAAGUGUAUCAUGAAAGAAAAGAAGGUGUUUGGGGAGACUUUCUUCAUGUGUUCCUGCAGCACUGACGAGUGCAAUGACCACAUCAUCUUCUCUGAGGAAUACACCACCAGCAGUCCGGAUCUGCUGCUAGUCAUAUUUCAAGUGACCGGCGUCAGCCUCCUGCCACCGCUGGGAAUUGCCAUCGCCGUCAUCGUCACCUUCUACUGCUACCGCGUUCACCGGCAGCAGAAGCUGAGUCCCUCCUGGGAGACCAGCAAGCCGCGGAAGCUCAUGGAGUUCAGCGAGCACUGCGCCAUCAUUCUGGAAGACGACCGCUCCGACAUCAGCUCCACGUGCGCCAACAACAUCAACCACAACACGGAGCUGCUGCCCAUCGAGCUGGACACCCUGGUGGGCAAAGGUCGAUUCGCCGAGGUCUACAAGGCCAAGCUGAGGCAGAACACAUCCGAGCAGUUCGAGACCGUGGCCGUCAAGAUCUUCCCCUACGAGGAGUACGCCUCUUGGAAGACGGAGAAAGACAUCUUCUCGGACAUCAACCUGAAGCACGAGAACAUCCUGCAGUUCCUGACGGCCGAGGAGCGCAAGACUGAGCUCGGGAAGCAGUACUGGCUGAUCACCGCCUUCCAUGCCAAGGGCAACCUGCAGGAGUAUCUCACACGCCACGUCAUCAGCUGGGAGGACCUGCGCAAGCUGGGCAGCUCCCUGGCCCGGGGCAUUGCCCACCUCCACAGCGACCACACCCCCUGUGGGAGGCCCAAGAUGCCCAUCGUGCAUAGAGACCUCAAGAGCUCCAACAUCCUGGUGAAGAACGACCUGACCUGCUGCCUGUGUGACUUUGGGCUGUCCCUGCGCCUGGACCCUACGCUGUCUGUGGAUGACCUGGCUAACAGUGGGCAGGUGGGGACUGCAAGAUACAUGGCGCCGGAAGUCCUGGAAUCCAGGAUGAAUCUGGAGAACGUGGAGUCCUUCAAGCAGACUGAUGUCUACUCCAUGGCGCUGGUGCUCUGGGAAAUGACGUCCCGCUGCAAUGCGGUGGGGGAGGUCAAAGAUUACGAGCCUCCGUUUGGUUCCAAGGUGCGGGAGCACCCCUGUGUGGAGAGCAUGAAAGACAAUGUGCUGCGAGAUCGAGGUCGACCAGAAAUCCCCAGCUUCUGGCUUAACCACCAGGGCAUACAGAUGGUGUGUGAGACACUGACCGAAUGCUGGGACCAUGACCCGGAGGCCCGUCUCACGGCCCAGUGCGUGGCGGAACGCUUCAGCGAGUUGGAGUACCUGGACAGACUCUCGGGAAGGAGCUGCUCUGAGGAGAAGAUUCCAGAAGAUGGCUCGCUGAACACUACCAAGUAG